Cyanistes caeruleus (blue tit) is the source of this 1643-nucleotide messenger RNA. RefSeq names its product cardiolipin synthase 1 (gene CRLS1). Gene Ontology annotation, biological process: cardiolipin biosynthetic process. Lineage: Eukaryota; Metazoa; Chordata; Aves; Passeriformes; Paridae. Gene Ontology annotation, molecular function: CDP-diacylglycerol-glycerol-3-phosphate 3-phosphatidyltransferase activity; cardiolipin synthase (CMP-forming) activity. The record is from RefSeq and is a predicted model, not a curated record. Gene Ontology annotation, cellular component: membrane; mitochondrion.
GCCCUACGCCGAGCUGUAUGAAAACCCCUGGACCAUCCCAAAUAUGCUGUCCAUGGCGAGAAUGGGUCUGGCGCCAGUUUUAGGCUAUUUGAUUGUCGAGGAGAAUUUCAGCGUUGCCCUCGGUGUCUUUGUCCUGGCUGGCGUGACAGACCUGUUGGAUGGAUUUAUUGCACGGAACUGGGCUAAUCAGAAAUCAGCACUGGGAAGUGCUCUCGAUCCCCUGGCAGAUAAAAUUCUUAUCAGUGUGCUCUACGUGAGCCUAACUUGUGCAAAUCUUAUCCCAGUUCCACUGACUUCCAUGAUUAUCCUGCGGGAUGCGGCGCUCAUUGCUGCGGUUUUUUACGUGCGGUACAAAACUCUUUCUCCACCGAGAACACUGAGUAGGUAUUUUAACCCCUGUUAUGCUACUGCACAAUUAAAACCAACAUUCAUUAGCAAGAUGAACACAGCAGUUCAGCUGAUUUUGGUGGCGGCUUCUUUAGCAGCUCCUGUUUUCAAUUAUGUGGACAGCAUAUAUCUGCAGACAUUAUGGUGCAUCACAGCUUUCACAACGGUGACAUCUGCCUACAGCUAUUACCACUAUGGCAGAAAAACUGUCCAGGUGAUCAGGAACAAGUGAAGUGGUGCAGGUGAUAAAGGUGAAGUGUUCCUGGAAGGGCAGGAAGGUGCUGUGCCCCAAGAGGUGGUGGUAUUGCAGCUGAGUUUUGGAUCAAAGCACUCUUUGUUUUUCUGCUUAAACCAUGGCAUCACAAUGAAGUGAAAUUUGAACAUGUACUGUGUAUAUAUGUAGAGAGAGACUUUUCAAUGUAUUUUUAAUUUCUUUAAAAAUGAGGUUGUUUACAAAAACAAAUAAAUAAGAUUCUUAAAAACAUGGGUUACUUGUUGCUGCCAUGUGAAUUCUGAGUAUUUCAUGCUGUUUUUGAAGUCAAGACACACACUUGGCACCAGAUGUGUCUUGCCACAUUCAUGCAAGGCACUGAGUACACUGGGAUCUGAGAGGAAAAAGCAAUUACAGGGACAAAUUUGUACCUCAGCCUAAGUCAGUAAACCAUCACUGCUCAUUAGGACUUAAUGACCCACCUGAGGUUGCAGCAGAAGAUGUCAUCGAGGGACAGUAUCUUCAGAAAUUCAAAGCAGAGAGAAAUUUUGCUUUAUAUUCCGUGGGUGAUAUGGAUAAGCCAUGAAGAGUUCCUGCCCUGCUGCCUUUUGUUUUUAAAGAUGAGCAAUGGUGAACUGUACUCAGAGUUUUUGGGAAAGGUCGGCGGUGCUGUGAGGAGUCUGUAUCCAAAUGGAGUUAAGUCUCUCAUCCUAUAUGUUAAUUCCUAGUGAUUGAAGGAAAUUCCUGUAUCUCCAAAUGCUGUAAAGCUUCUAAAGAUGUUGUUUAAUCCAAAUACCACUGGCUAAAGAGGACAUUUGAAAUACUGUCCAAAUGAAUGGAGACAGUGCAAGAAACUUUUAGAUGUGUUUGCUGUUAAUUCUUCCUGUACUUCUAGCUUCAAGAUGUACUCUGUUCUCCCUCUCAUGCUAGGACAGCUUGUUCUUAGCCUGUUCUCUGCCUGUGAAACCGAAGAAAGAACAAAGCAGAACAGGUCAAGUUGAUCAUAAACUCGUAUUUUCUCUUUGUGAGCAACGUUCUCUUUCAU